Molecule: messenger RNA, 1716 nt
Organism: Phytophthora infestans T30-4
Lineage: Eukaryota; Oomycota; Peronosporomycetes; Peronosporales; Peronosporaceae
Exons: 10
Coding region: 490-1716 (408 amino acids)
Source: RefSeq, a predicted model, not a curated record
AAAUUCAAUAUGAGCGCUUCGACGGAGGACGUCGCUCUCGAUGCAAAUAUUGGGGAGGUUCUGCCUGUUCUUAUCCAUCAUAGAUGGGUCGAUAUCGAUACAGUGGAAGCUGUCGCAACGACCAGUAAGACUCUGUGGUCGCUAGUGGGGCGUAAGAAGCUGCGACGACUAGCAGUUCGAGUCAACGGGUUUCCAAUAGGCUCCAGAUUCCGCUACUGGCUGCGAGCAGGAGAUGUCUCGACACUAAUGAAGAAGGUUCCAGACGGAGUGAGCAGACGAGAAUUUUAUCUCAAGCUGGCGAACAUCGAGAGUCUGGAAGAUAGUGCAACGCUGGAGACCACAGGUGUGGAAGGAGAAAUCGACCGAGAUAUCGAGCGAACUUUCCCGACGAAUCUCUUCUUCUCGGAAGACGGUGACGGUAAACGUUUACUUGGAAAUGUCCUGAAGGCGGUUGCGCUUUAUGCAGACGACGUUGGUUACUGUCAGGGGAUGAAUUACGUUGUCGCUGCUCUGCUGCUCGUGAUGAAAGACGCUCAAGAAGUCACAGAUACGGAUCUCGACGGACUCUCGACGCAAGAAGCGGCGUUUUGGCUGACCCUGGCCUUGAUUCGACGCAAGGGGAUGGCGGAGUUGUGGAAGCACAAGAUGCCAGGGCUCUCGCAGUGCAUUUAUCUCUUCCAGCAGCUUCUCAAGCUUCACUUUUAUGAUCUAUCGGCCCAUUUUCGACAUAUUGGGAUGCAUUCCAGUAUCCUUGUCACCCAGUGGUUUGUGACGAUAUUUGCUCGUGUACUGGCCCUGCCGACACUGGUCCGAGUUUGGGAUCUCGUCUUACUGGACGGUUGGAAAGCUGUGUAUCGAGUGGCGCUCGCCAUCACCGCAGAGUUGCGACCGAAGCUUCUGGCCAUGUUUUUCCGAAAGAACCCCAAGCUGGGACUAGAAGAAUAUCUUCGUCUUCGCUUGCAGCAAACGCCGCUAUCAGAAGAGCAUCGCAUGUUGUUCCCUACACUCGAACACGAGGACGUCGCAGCCAAGAAAAAGUCGCUGGAACUCAUCCGAUCCAAGCUGCAGCGCUUCGACACGGACGUCGCAAGUGACACCGUGUUCCUCCAACACAAAAUCGAGUUAGCCGAGAAGGCUCAAGCCACUGCCAUGUCGGUCCGCUACGCCAUCGCGUACGAGUUGUCGGAGGCUGCAAUCGAGUUGAACGAGCGUCUGGAGAUCAAGAACCGACUGCGCUCCAAGUUCCGGAAGCUCAUGGCGACUGCGAUCACCGAAGCCACCACAUCGUCCAGCUCUUCUUCGUCCGGUUUCUCGCUCUGGAUGAACCCAUUCGACUUCUUAAACGAGCGAAUGGCCAGUUGUUUCGAGCGCUUGCCCCUGAUUUCCAGCUAUCUGGACACGGACACCGACGAUGAGGAAGACAUAGAAGCGCAACAGAACUUAAAACAUCUCGACAUGUUGGUGCCGCAGUUGGCAGCAGAGUUGCGUCUAUUGCAACGCUCCUUGGCCUACAACGAGCGCUUGGUCCGUCCACUUGUGCAACGUACAAGAAGACUCCAACGUGACGCGCAACUGGCUCGUGUGGAAGUGGAAGAAACGCAGCUGUUCAAAGACCGACUGGCAGAUCAGUUGCUGCAGAUUAUGUUGACAAGCGAGAAGCUCAAGAACGAGCGGAUGCAACAGCUUUUUGCUGAGGUGGACAGGAACAAGCUGUAA